Condylostylus longicornis is the source of this 7417-nucleotide messenger RNA. It is a transcript of the gene ldd, whose product is annotated as phospholipid-transporting ATPase ABCA1. The transcript is spliced from 22 exons. Gene Ontology annotation, molecular function: lipid carrier activity; ATP binding; ABC-type transporter activity. Gene Ontology annotation, biological process: lipid transport; transmembrane transport. Lineage: Eukaryota; Metazoa; Arthropoda; Insecta; Diptera; Dolichopodidae. Gene Ontology annotation, cellular component: membrane; intracellular membrane-bounded organelle. The coding region runs from base 482 to 6526 and encodes 2014 amino acids. The record is from RefSeq and is a predicted model, not a curated record.
UUUGUCACUUAUCUCACAUUUUUUAGUAUUUUUUAGUUUAAAUUUUUACAGUAAAUACAAAUAAUUAAGUAAAUUUAAAAAUUAAAUAAUUUAUAUUUAAAUAAAAAAAAUUUUUUGUUAAAAAUAAUUUGUAUAGAAAAAAUAAUUUAUAAAGAGAAUUUUAAAAAUUGUGGAAUCGUAAAAGAAAAAGUGUAUACGUUACAAAUAAAAACACAUAAAAGAGAGGAAAAAAGAAACAAAACAAGAGAAAUUGCUUUAAAAGCUGAAGAAGUAGUGAAAGAAUUCGGAACAAGUUUUAUAUUUUUUUUUUUUUCUGUGUAUUUACUUAAAAUAUUUCAAUUGAUUGUCAAUAAUUCGAAUCCAGAAGGAAAAACAAAAAAAAGCAAAUUUUUUAAUUUUGCUCUUUUAAAAAUAAUGAGUAUGUCACAGAGGGACUAAAAGUGCGCAAACCGGAAGGAAAAAUUAACAAGAAAAGUUAAAUAUGAAAAUUUGUUCUCAAACUUUUAGUCUUAAUCAAAUUAAGGCACUUUUAAGAAAGGAUUUAUUAAUAAGACUACGGCAACCAUGGAUGCUGAUAGCUCAAAUAAUAUGGCCAAUAAUAAUAUUCAGUGCACUUUACUCAUUUCGGAAUCGUUUUCAACCAAAAUCAAUACCAGAUUGUCAAUAUCCAACCAGACAAUUACCAUCAAAAGAUAAUCUUUUACCAUUUUUACAUUCAUAUGUGUGUACGAUUGAAAAUAAAUGUAUGAAUGUUACACAAUAUGAAGAAGUUUUAUUGCUGGAUAAUGCACCGGCAAAACCGAUUGUCGAUAUUUUUCAAUUAAUUAUUAGCGAUAAUGAUUUAGUAGAUACAAUUAGUGACUUACCAAAUACAACAGAUUGGGUUGGAACUGUACUUACUUUAAUUCAAAGUCCAAAAUUUAAUGAUAUUCAAGAAAAUAUAUCGAAAUUCGUUUCGAAAUUUCCUCAGCUGAGUCAAUUAGUGGCUGGGGAUUUUAAUAUUAGUUUAAUGUUUUCAGAUAGUCAACAGUUUGCAAAAACGGGGUUAAUUUUGUGCGGGCACAAAUUUCCUGAAGAUAAUUUUAUUCGAAUAGUACGAGAUAUUGUCUACGGCGAGGAUGAAACUCCAAUUAAUCAAGAUGAAUUAGAUGCAAUGCCAACUCCAUAUUGUAAAAAAUUGUAUUUAGAUGUAAGUAGCACACGACGUGGUAAAUUAACAUGGAGUCAAGUAAAACCAAUUAUUCAAGGUAAAAUUAUUUAUGGGCCGACUAAUAAUGAAACAUCUGAAAUUAUGAAACAUGCAAAUACAACAUUUGAUGAUAUUAAUAAUUUGCGUAAAGUUUUUGAAGGUUUACAUUUAACAAGAGUUCGUUUGAAUACAGACAAGGAUUUUGAAAAAAGUUUUGAUGAUUUAUUGGAAUUGGCAAAAUCUCCUUUAGUUAAACUAAUUGCUGGUGAUAUAGAUGUCGAUCAAAUUGCAGCUGGACUUAAAUUUAUUAAAACUGAUAAAACAUUUGCUGAAGUUAUCGAAACUCUUUUUCAUAUUUUAGAAUGUUUUGCUGUUGAUCGUUAUAUACCAGUUGAAACAGAAUUUGAAUUUGAAGAAGUUGCAUUCGAUUUAAACCGUCGUCGACAGUUUUAUGCCGGUGUUUGGUUUAAUAAAACUAAAAGCAAAGAUGUUAUUUACAGGUUAAGAGUUGAUACAGAUAAUACCCCGGUAACAAUUGAAACUCAUAAUCGGUUUUGGUUCCCGGGUCCAAUGGAUAGUAUGGCUGAAGAUUUAAAAUAUCAUCGAGGAUUUGUUCAAAUUAAACAAGCUUUAGAUACUGGAAUAAUACGUUACAAAAAGAGUUUACUAAUAAUGGAAAAAGAAACAAUGGAACAUCAAGUAAGUGACAACAAAAAAUCGGCAGAGGAUGAAUUAGAAAAAUUUUUGAGUUGGGAAGAUGAUGACUUCAAUUCACCUUCAACAACAGAACCAAUUCUAACUAGUUCAGUUGGUCCUGAAUAUAACAUAUCAAGAUCAACUACUGAGACAUCGAUAUUUUUGAAUCUUUUGGGCAAUGCGAAAACAAAUAACACUUCAUCUGAAAAAAAUAUAAGUAAUCUUAUUGGACCUUUUGAAUGGGAUGAAGAUUUUGAUGGUCCAUUCAAUGGUAGUUCGAAAGAUGAAAGUACAACUACUAUAUCGUCUUUGGAUAUUGAAAAUGUUACAGAUCCGCCAUCGAAUGUUAGAAAGAAAAGACAAUUUGAUUUUUUCAAUAUGCUUUUUGGAGGCGACAGUAAUAGCAAAAGUAAAAAAGAUGAAUCUGGAGUCGAUGAUAUUAAAGUAUACACAAAACAAUUCCCGUAUCCUUCAUACAUUAAAGAUGAUUUCAAGAGAGGCCUUUAUUUGGGACAAGCAGUUCAAAUGUCUUUUUUUUUUGCUCUGAUGAUUCAAAUUGCAACUUGUGUUCGAUACAGAAUUUGGAUGAAAGAGAGUAAAAAUACAAUGGUAAUGAGAUCCAUGGGUUUAAAAGCUUCAUCAGAAAUUUUAGCUUGGAUUUUCACAACAUUCAUAGAAAUAUUGGUCAUAUUUUUAAUCGCUUGUUUAAUUCUUUACGUUGGUGCAAUUUUGGAAUAUACCAGUUUUGUCUUUAUUAUAUUAUUUUUAAUCUUAUUCGGGCUUUGUACGAUAUCUUUUUGUUACAUGUGUUCAACAAUAUUUGCCUCGGCCAGUAUUGGAUCAGUAGCUUCAGCCAUUUUAUUUUUGAUGACAUUCUUACCAUACAUUAUUAUAAUUUGCUUAGAUACUAAGUUGUCUAAAUUUAUGACAUUUAUUGUAAAUUUAUCCCUUUCAACAUCAUUUUGUUACGCUUGGGAGCAUGUUAUGCGCCAAGAACUGCAAGCAACUGGAAUGUCUUAUGGUCAAGCAUUUAACGAAGGGUUGGAAGGAGAAUUUACAUAUGGUGUUUGUAUGUUAAUUUUGGAUGGUAUUUUAUAUGCAAUUAUAGGCUAUGUUAUAGAAACAUAUUAUAAAAAUGAUGAUGAUAAGUAUUAUAGAGUUGAUAGAGAAGAUUUAGAUCCAAGUUUGGGUGCCUUAAUGGAAAAUGUUACAAAAGUUUAUAAUAAUGAAAAAGUAGCUAUAAGUAAUAUUUCGUUAACAUUUCCGAAAGAUGAAAUAACAUGCUUGCUGGGACGGAAUGGAGCUGGGAAAAGUACAAUUAUUAAAAUGCUCACUGGGCAAAUAACUCAAACAAAUGGAAAAGUUGUAAUAUCACAAGCUUUAAGUGACCGUAAUGAACCAGAUAAAGUCGGUUUUUGCUCACAGGAUAACGUUUUAAUCCCACAAUUAACUGCCAAAGAGCACUUAUUAUUAUAUUCAAGAAUAAAAGUAAAAAAAAAUUUCGAAGCAGAAGUUGAAAAGACAAUGCAAAGUCUAAAUUUUGGUAAAUAUGAAGAUUUUCAAGCUAAUCAACUUUCUGGUGGUUAUCAAAGAAGAUUAUGUGUGGCAAUUGCGUUUAUUGGUUCUCCAAAUUUAGUUAUUUUAGAUGAACCAUGUAGUGGUGUCGACACCAAAGCAAGAAAAUGUGUAUGGGAGCUUGUAGAAAAAUUACGUAAAGGAAGAGCUGUUGUUUUGGCGACUCAUUAUUUAGAUGAAGCUGAGUUUAUGAGUGACAAAAUUAUAAUUAUUCAUAAUGGCCAAAUAAUAAGUCGCCAUAGUCCAGAAUCAUUAAAGAACUUAAUUACAAAAUCAUUUAUACUGUCAAUUAAACUUAAUGGAAAGGAUCCUGCUAUAACGGAAAAAAUUCAUGAAGAAUUCAAAACUCACUUGAAAAGUUUUACACCAAUAAGUGCAAAUCAUUCAAAAAUUGAAAUUGAAGUUAUUUAUGAUCCUAUAUUGAAUGAUUACCCUUCUUUAUUUGACAAAUUAGAAGAUCUUCAGGCACAACAAAGAAUAUCUGACAUUGUAAUUUCCAGUAAUAGUUUAGACCAAUUAUUUGCAAACUUAAAUAAGACAGAAAUAUUAACAAAUGGUAGUGUAAUAAAUUCAAAUGGAAAUUCAGAAAAUUAUGAAAAAAUUGAUUUAACGCGACAAGAUCCACAAGAAUUUCACAAUUCGAUAAGCCGUUGGGAAUUAAUAAAAAAUCUAUUUAAAAAACGUUUAAUACAUUUUUCACGUAAUUUAAAACUUUUAAUUUGUGUAUUAGUUUUGCCAGCAUUAUUUGAAAUAAUUGCAAUGAGUUUUGUUGAAUUGAGACCAGGCGGAGAAUUUGAUACACCAUUAAAUUUAACAAGGAAUUUGUAUCCUGAAACUUCAGAAUUUUUCAGUAUAGUGAAACCAAACAAUUUCACUGAAUUAACUUAUAAUAAAUCUCAUGAACAUUGUGAUGGGAUUGAUGAUUCAUUUGCAUGUUUUGAUUUUAAGGAUUCUUAUUUGGCAUAUAAAUGGUUAUUAGAAACUGAUGAUUUAUAUAGAAUGAAUCGAUAUGGUGGAUUAACUUUUAAUAAAACAUCUGUUAAUGUUUGGUAUAACAAUAAGGGUUAUCAUUCAAUGGUUUCGUGGCAAAAUGAUUUAAAUACAAUGAUGCUACGAAGUGAAAUGAAAGAUGAUGAAUAUGGUAUAACAACUUAUAAUCAUCCAUUGAAACUAGGUGAACGCGAAUUAAGUGCAUCAUCGAUAUUGCAACAAGUUUCAGAUGCUGGAAUCGCUUUUAUUUUAUUGAUUGCAUUUAGUUUGGUUGUUGCUAGUGCGUCCGUGUAUAUUGUUAAUGAAAGGGUUAGUGGUGAAAAAUUACAACAAAAAUUAUGUGGAGUAGAUAAUCUUACUUAUUGGGGAGUAGCACUUGUAUGGGAUUUAUUGAUUUAUUUGCUGGCUGUGUUAAUUUGUGUAGUUAUACUGUAUAUAUACAGUUUCCCUAUUUAUGUGGAUCGAUCACAAAUGAAUGGAAUUGUAUUAUUAUUAGUUUUAUUUGGGUUUGCAACAAUUCCAGCUGUGUAUGUUUUCGAGAAAUUAUUUUCUGAAGCAAGUUUUGCUAAUAUGACAAUUUUCUGUUUGAAUGUAACAAUAGCUUUAACAACUUUAACUAUAAUAACUGUGAUUGAUGUUCUCGGUGAGACUGACACUGAUGUUUGGUGGAGAAAUUUUUUGAAUAGAUUAUUUUUAAUAUUUCCACAACAUGCACUAUCAGAUGCCUUAAUUGAAAUAUGUAAAAAUUAUAUAUUGGGCGAAGUGAUGCGUCGUUUCGAUAUUGAAACUUAUAAAUCACCUGUUUCUAGUCCAUUACUUGCACGUCAUUAUGUCGCUUUAACUUUAUUGGGCAUUAUAUUUUUGUGUCUUAAUUAUUUGUUAGAAAGUGGAAAAUACCAUGAAAUUUCAUCAAGAAUAUGCGCUCUUUUCAAAUCACAAAAAACACCAUUAAAGCCAGUUGAACUUAAAAUUGUUUCCAUACAAAAUUCACUUACAAGAGAUGAUAAAAGUAGUUCAUAUGCUGAAAAUUAUGCUGUUAAAGUAGAUUCAAUAUGGAAGUCCUAUGGUGCUGAAUAUGCAGUACGUGAUGUUUCAUUUUAUGUUCAAACCGGUGAAUGCUUUGGUUUGUUAGGCAAAAAUGGUGCUGGUAAAUCUACAGUAUUUAAGAUACUUUCUGGUCAAAUCCAUUAUGACAGUGGAAAUGUACAUUUUUUGAACAAAGAAAUUUCAUAUUGUCCUCAAACCAUAGCUUUGGAUCCGUUAUUGAGUGUUGAAGAAGUCAUUAAAUUUUAUAGUAAACUGAGAAGAGUUAAAGAUGCUGCAAAGUGUGUGGAACAUUUACUUCUUGCAUUUAAUUUGGAAUCGUAUAGAAAAGUUUUAGUAAAAAAUUUAAGCGGUGGAAAUAGAAGAAAAUUAAAUGUUGCUGUUUGUUGUAUUGGUAAUAGCAGUGUUGUAUUAAUGGAUGAACCAACAGCUGAUAUGGAUCCAGUAACAAGAUCAUUAGUAUAUAAAGUUAUUAAUGGUUUAUUAGAAGAACAAAAAAGUGUUCUGUUAACAUCACAUUCAAUAACAGAAAUUGAUAAAGUAUGCCAAAGAAUUGCAGUUAUUAAGGAAGGCCAAAUAAUUAGUUGUGGUACGCCACAACAAUUGGAACAGAAAUAUGGUGGUUAUUAUAAUGUUGUUAUAUUCCUAAAUAAGACUGAAGUUUAUGAAAUGCAAAAGAAUAUUGUAGUGGAGUUUCCGGAUUGUACUGAAAUUCAAGUUCAUCAGCAUUCAAUUAAGUUCAUGAUUAGAGUACAAAAUACAAUUGAAGAAAAAUCUAAUUCAAAGUCACAAAACGAAAAUUCAAUUAGUUUAUCAAAUUUAUUUGCAAAAAUAAAUCGUUUUUCUGCAGUAUAUGAUGUUCGAUAUGCUUUAAGUCGAUGUCGUUUGGAUGUGAUAUUUGAAAAAAUUUUAGAUUCAAAUGAAAUUAAAAAUGAACAUUCGAUAGCAACGUCAAGUUUUAAUAAUUCAUUGAUAGCUUCACGUUCAGAUGAUGGUGGUUAUGAUCAUAAGAGUUUCAUUAAAACUGAUUAAAGAAAUUCUAAAAAGGAUGUUCUUGUAAUUAAGUUAAGAAAAAGUUAAUUUAUUGUGAUACAAAAUGAAAAAGAAUAUUUAAAUUUUUAAGUAAAUUAAGUAAAUAUUUUUUAAUAAUUAAAAAGUUAAGGUAAUUUAAGAAUGUUUGUAUAUAUUUAAGGUAACAAAUUGUGUUAUUGUUAAAAAUUAUAAUAUGGAGUAUGCUCUUAAAAUAGUGUCUUAAAUUUUUGCUUAAACGAAUUUUCUUCUAUUUUACUUUUAAAUGUUUGCAAAUUAAUAGCAGAAGAUUCUAGUGGAAUCUCUUGUAUUUAUCUAUAAUCAAAAAUCUCUUGUAUUUAGAUAUCAAAUAAUGAGCCAUUAUCAUAACCAACUUAACAGAGUUAUAAAUAAUUUGAAUAUUAAUUGAAGUUUUUUUCAGGCGCUCUGUUGCUUGAACAAAGUCAACAAUAAUUAGUAUAAACUUUGAAAAUUUUUUUUUUAAUGUUAAUAAUCUGAAAACAAAUGCUGUAAACGCUUUUUUCGUUCUAAACUAAUUUUAUUAUAAUACUGGUUGAUAAUUACAUUUUUACUAUUUAUAAUAAUGUAGAAAAUUUCUGGUUAUUUUAAUGUUACUUUGGAUUUAUAGAAUAAAAUUCAGUAACAUUGUAAAUUGACUUAUGUAUAUAUAAUAUUUGUUACCUUGAAUCUGUUUUAAAUUGCAAUUAUUAAGCUAGUGAGCAUUACAGGAAAUUUUUAUUAAAAAAGUUAUUUGUGCAUUCAGAAAAGAUUUUGUGUAUAUGUUUUAAGGUUUUGUUGUGUUUUUUUGGGAACUCUUUUGUUUUAGAUUUAAAUAAUACUUAAGAUAAAAUUUUGUAAAUAAAAUUUGAAUAUAGUAUAAAUGUGUAACUACAA